Molecule: messenger RNA, 9299 nt
Organism: Oryzias latipes (Japanese medaka)
Lineage: Eukaryota; Metazoa; Chordata; Actinopteri; Beloniformes; Adrianichthyidae
Gene: cabin1
Product: calcineurin binding protein 1
Biological process (GO): chromatin organization
Cellular component (GO): nucleus
Molecular function (GO): nucleosome binding; protein binding
Source: RefSeq, a predicted model, not a curated record
CUUAGCGGUUAGCAAUUGCGCUGUGAAAUUCACGUCUUCCAACAACAAAGGAUAGAGAAGAAAUUGUUUUUUUUUGUUCGGCUCUUUGACUUAUUAUUAUGCCCGUGUGAGAUUUACAUGCGUGGUUCAAAUUCUCUUGACUUGAUAGUUAUACGUUUACUGAAAAUGAGCGAAGUGAUGUGUUGUUGCUUAAUUCAAAGCCUGCAGAACUAGUCAAAAAUCCCAAGCUAGUUUGAGGGCAGAAAACCAGCCUUUAGAUCAUAAUGAUUCGCAUUGCUGCGCUGAAUGCUGCUUCCACAGCUGCAGAUGAGUCUCAUGACCCUUUGAGAAGCAGCAAGAGUCAAACAAAAGAGGCUCAAGAAGCUGAGGCGUUUGCUUUGUAUCACAAAGCCUUGGAUUUGCAAAAACAUGAUAAGUUUGAAGAGUCCGCCAAAGCCUACCAUGAGCUUCUCAAAACUCCUCUGCUCAAGGAGGCAACACCCUCAGAAGAUCAGAGAGUGGGCCUCAAGCAUCCUGGAUUGAUGCUAAAAUAUUCCACUUUUAAAAACCUGGCAAGCAUGGCUGCAUUUCGUGAUGACCUUGAAAAGGCAAUGGAAUUUUACUUGGAGGCAGUGAUGUUGGAUUCCACUGAUGUGAACAUGUGGUAUAAAAUUGGGCUGGUGGCCGUGCGACUGGUGCGCAUCCCCCUGGCUCGUCAUGCAUUUGAGGAGGGAUUGCAUUGUAACCCGGACCACUGGCCUUGUCUAGACAACCUUAUUACCGUUCUGUACACACUCAGCGACUAUACUUACUGUUUAUACUUUAUUGCUAAAGCAUUGGAGAAAGAUCAUUGCUACACAAAAGGCCUGGUGUUGAAGGAAAAAAUAUUUCAGGAACAACCUUGUUUAAAGAGGGAUACCCAGCAGAUGUUCAUGAAAUGUAAUACAUCUAUUCACCAUGUGGAAGUGGAGGAGGAGGAGCACAGAUCCAUUGUGCAGGAGGCACUGGAGAUGAGGAGGCGCAGGCAGGCUCUUUCUCACUGUGCCCCCAAACCCGACCUUGUUCUUAUUCAGCCAAUCCACUGCUUGUCGUGGAGGCAUGUUGGUGAAAGCCUUCUUGCAAUGUACAAGCAUCAGACCACAUGUGAGCAUCCUCGUCCAAGUCUCGGUCGCAGAAUAGACUUGUCAGAGUACCGGGACAUGAGUUUAUUCCAGAGCAUCCCACAGCCAAUGAGUCCUGUCAGUGUGGGGCAGACAGCAGUGCUGAGCAGCAGCCCCAGUUCAUCCCUACCACCUGUAACCUUCCUGGAACCCGCCGUGCUGUCCCAGCCGGGCUCUCAACCUCAAAUUACUCUGAGUCAUGCUGCCGUAGAGGUUAAUACCUCUGCUCCCCCAGCUGCUGCAGGUAUGGAAGUUUCUCUGUCAGAUGGAAUGAAGAAGCAGCCAAAAAGGAAACGUGGGAUUGAGGAUAGCGGGGAAACGGCCAAACGUCGCUCUGCACGCGUUCGAAACACAAAAUGCAAGAAGGAGGAGAAGGUUGAUUUUCAAGAACUGCUAUUUAAAUACUUACCUUCAAGGCUUAAGAAAUUUGACCCUGACAACGACGAUGAGAGCUUAAGUAAUCUUGACAGUCGGUGCGAUGGGAGGGUGGAGGAUAUUCAGCCUGUGCAUGGAAGUUGUUUGCCAGUUGACUCAGUGGAAUACAUGGAAUCUGAGCAACAGGAUGUCCAUAACUUUUUUGUCAAUAAUAUGAGCAAUGGUGGUAUUCUGGAUCUGAUGAUGCAUUACCUAAAAGCGGUUGGUCAGAAGUUCAUGGAGGAGUGGCCUCAGGGGCUGACUGCUGUGGUGCUGGAGGUCCAUCAGACCUGGAGGAAACACAGCAGUGGCCUCCCCAACCCUUUGUUGCGAGACUGCAGCAACAAACAUCUCCAGGAAAUGUUGACAAUGAGUCUGGUCUGUAUGGAGUUGCAGUUGGAACAGUGGUUACUCAACAAAGGAAAAGCCGGUACCCCAAGAAAAAGCUCAUGCGAUUCCAAAAAAGAUGGAUCGGAUGCAGAAUUCCCUGGGCAGCACUUCCAGGGAGACUUGUUGAUGCUCGCUCUGGGUUGUUCUCAAAGAGAUCUGUUUGGGGAUGAUUGGUUAGAUCUCAUGGUGCGUGUCUACUGGCUAAAGGCUCGAUUCUUGGCUUUGCAGGGAGACAUGGAUUCUGCCCUUGAGAGUUAUGAUGUAUGCACAGGUCUGUUGCAGAGCAAACCAAAAACACCUAAUGAGAAACAUUACACAGUGAGCUUGCCUAAUCUGCAUGCAGAUGCGUCUAUAUCUUUGGAAGAGGUUGACAAAAGGUUGAAAUCACUUGAGCGCUGUCAGUCUUUGGAGGAGAUCCAGCGUCUCUUUGAGUCGUCAGACUUCAAGUCAGUUGUUCGUCUGCUUCAGCCUACUCUUAAUUAUGGAAACAGGAGCAAAUCUCUGGAAUUUGUGAGCUCAGCACCGGAGCGUCCAGCUCAGCUUAUGCUUCUUCAGAACUCCCUGUUGAAGCUGCAGGACUAUCAGCAGUGUUUGGAAUGCAGCGAAAUGGCACUGAAUGAGUCUUUGCAGCAGCUCCACUCUGCUCCAAACGCCUCCGCCCCCAGCAAGGAAGAAUGGGUCAGAACUAUUGGAAAGUUGCUGGAUAGCAUUGAAGUCUGCCUCACCAAAAACACUGAACUUCUAAGCAACAUAUCUCACUUUUCCAGCGUGGCUCGACUCGCAAACAAUUUAAUUCAGUUAAUUGAUCUCAGCAUGACCACCUCAGAUGACCCCAAGGAGCCGUAUUUCUUUUCAGUUCUUCCUUGGAUCAUUUUGUAUCGCAUCAUUAGACAUGAAGAGGCUGCUUUUGACUGCAUGCUCCGACAGCACGUGUCUAUAGAUGAUGAUGAAGAUGAGUCAGACGUGCCCAUGCUGCCCUCCUCUUUAAUGCUUUUAAGUACAGCUCAUGAAUAUCUUGGCCGCCGCUCUUUAUGCUGCAGCUCAGAUGGUGCACUCCUCAAGUUUUUUGUUGAAGUGCUGAAAAAUGAGUUUCAACCCGCUGCCAGAUUUGAGACUCACCCAUUUAAAGAGGAGCUGGAAAUGGCCUUGGAACAAUGCUUCUUCUGCUUGUAUGCAUACCCCAGUAAGAAAAGCAAGGCGCGGUAUCUUGAGGAUCACUCAUCUCCACAGAUUGAACUCCUGUGGGGUGACGCCCUCUUCAUGUUCCAGUACUUCAAACCCAAAUCACUGCCUGAGUUUGACAGUUAUAAAACAAGUACAGUGUCUGCUGAACUGGCCAAUCUUCUCAAAAGAUUUGCAAGUAUCUCUCCCCAAUCUGAAAUCCCCAUCCUACCCAUGGAGGAUGUGGCAGCUUACAUCGAAGGCAUUAUAGAAAAGGCCCCCUCUCUUCCUGCAGACACUGCCCCUGCACCACCAAUCAUCAAUGAGAUUUACUACCUGCUGGCUGACUAUCAUUUCAAAAACAAGGAACAGACCAAAGCCAUUAAGUUCUACAUGCAUGACAUAUGUGUAUCUCCCAACAGGUUUGACUCAUGGGCAGGUAUGGCGUUGGCUAGGGCUAGUCGCAUACAGGAAAAGCUCAAUUCCAAUGAGCUGAAAAGUGAUGUACCCAUAUGGAAGCACUCCGAGGCAGUACUGAACUGCUUCAAGAGGGCCCUGGAGAUAAACAGCUCCAACUUGUCCCUGUGGAUUGAAUAUGGUACCAUCUCAUAUGCGCUGCACUCAUUUGCUUCUCGCCAGCUGAAACAGUGGCGAAACGAGCUUCCCCCAGAAGUUGUUAAGCAGAUGGAGGAAAGGAAAGACUCCAUGUUGGAGACGGCGUUUCUCUGUUUCCAAGGCGCUUCUAGCUGUGAGGGUGAUAGUGAUGAAGAGGAAUGGCUCAUACACUACAUGCUCGGGAAGAUAGCAGAGAAACGCAAAAAGCCUUCAGCGGAGUAUCUGCAGCUCUACAAAAAGGCAGCACAUUAUCUGCAUGAAGAAGCUGCCAGGUACCCUCGCAAAAUUCAUUACCAUAAUCCCCCUGAUUUGGCCAUGGAGGCCUUAGAGUUGCAUUUCCGACUGAGCACCAGCAUACUGAAGUUAUUGGAAGCUAACAAGCCUGAUCUGGACCAUGAAUUCCUGUUCACUUUGCUAGUUGAAGCAGCUACAGGACCGUUUGCCAGAGGGGAAGAGAAAAGUAUGCCAAGCAUACCAAGGACAAAUGAAAAAGAAAAGCCUCCUUCGAUGAUGGAUGAAGACUUUAAUUGUUCCCCAGUUUGCAUAGGGAAUGCCUUGAGUUCCUCUGUUCCAGCAGUAACCACUCCAGGUCUGACAUCUCCUCCUUAUGUGGCCACGCCAUGUGACCAUGAUUACGCCAAACGCAAAACACUCCGAAGGCAGCAGUGGCAGCAGCAACGGCAUGAGGAGCAGCAGGCUGAUGCCUCAUCGAGGUUUGACCAUGAUUACUGCCUACCCAGGUCUGCAGUAUGGCUGCCUUCCCUCAAUGAGCGCAGUCAAGACAGUGAGGUAGUAUUGCUUUCUGACUCCAACUCAACCCAAGAUGCCUUCACCGAUCCCACCAGUUCACAAGAUAGCAGUCACAAACCAGUGUCUGUCAAGGCUGGUUCAUCGUCGUCAGAAAGUACAACUCCUGUGAAAGACACACAGCCCACCCACGAUGAAGCAGUCUUGCAUAAAGACUUUACAGGCAUCCAGACAGAAGAUACAUUUAUCCAGGAGGAAACAGAGGCCAUAGUGGUGAUAGGAGCUGAAACUUCAGCCACUGCAGUCUCGGCAAAUCCUUGUCCUCAUCCUCUUCCUGGUCCAACCACCCCCCAAAAGACAAUGCCUUCUCAGACACAAACCAGUGAAGGCAAGAGAAAACAAGAGCCCACAGCUGAGGUGAUCGAGGUGCCCAAAGCCCUGCCAGCGGAACGGGCUGAUCAGAGGAAGAUGCUGGUGGAAAUGUGUGUCCGCGCUCUGUUUCUCUGCCUCAGCCGCUUCCCUCAGCACUAUAAAAGUCUAUACCGUCUGGCCUACUUCUACACCAACAGCAAAUUCCAUCAGAAUCUACAGUGGGCCCGAGAUGUGUUGCUAGGAAGCAGUGUCCAAUGGCAACAGUUGAAGCACAUGCCAGCACAAGGACUGUUCUGUGAACGAAACAAGACCAACCUAUUUAAUGGCAUCUGGCGUAUUCCAGUAGAUGAAAUUGAUCGCCCGGGAAGUUUUGCAUCACAUAUGAACCGAUCUAUCGUGCUCUUGCUGGAGGUGCUGUCUCUCCUUAAAGACCACGAUACCCUGCUGAAAAUCUCUUUCAUGCUGCACAGAACCCCCGACCAAGGAAAGAAGUAUUUGCGGGAUGUUGAUCGUCAGGUUUUGGCCAAAAGAGCAUUUUUCCUAACUGUAAAAGUCCUGGAAGACAAUCUGAAUACUCUGACAGGGCUGACUGAACAGCAUCACAAAGCUCCUGUGCUUUCAAUGGGGGAGAUGACCACAACUGAUACAUCUAACAGGCCUAAUUCAGAGGACAGCAAGUAUGCACUGCCUAAAAAGCCUGGGCUCUCAGACGGAGCAUGUGCUUCCAACAUCGACCCCAGAGAAGCUUCUCAGGCACGGCUUGCUACACCACCGCUGUCGACAGACAAAGGGGCCAAUGUUCAGGAGGGCUUUCCUGGGAAUGUGGAGACUAUUGGGAAUGAGAGGCGCAAAGCAGGACAGGAGGAACCCAUGGAGCUGCCUGCUGGUCCCUGGAGAAAGCCCAUAACUACCACCAAUUCUCAGGUUAACCAAAUGGAAGCUGAGAGCUCCACAAGUUGCUUAGAACUCGUGCAGAAAACGACUGAAAACUCUCGGACACCAGACUUGUCUCUAGAAGAGCUUACCAUCAGUUCCAGACAGCAGCAGCUUCUAGGCUCAGGACCAAAGAUUACAGUUGCAAGCAGUGGAACAGAUCAGAACUUACUAAGAAAGCAAAAUCGGAAAAGAAAACUUAUAGAUGAUGUGGAGUCUGGAAAAACCCUGUUACUUGAUGCGUAUAGAGUAUGGCAGCAAGGCCAGAAAAUCAUGACCUAUGACCUGGGCCGCAUUGAGAAGAUCAUGUCGGAGACAUACAUGCUCAUAAAACAGGUGGAUGAAGAUGUAGCCCUGGACCAAGCUGUAAAAUUCUGCCAGAUACAGUUGGCAACCUCUGCACAAAGACAGCAGUCCUCUGGCGAUGCCCCAUCAACACCUAAAUACACCAAGGAGCACAGAGAGAUCUUCUUCCCCACGUCUUUGCCCACUCCUGUCCUGCUCAGCCACUCCACCAUCCACCCACUGUCCACCAAGGACGCUCAAGCCAAAGCGGUGUGUGAGCCUCUGAGCAAGAUGUCCAGACCUCCCGUCUCAAGCUUUCACGAUCAGCUUCAGCACAGGAGAGCAGCCGGCCAGUCUGCUGCUGUCAUGGCCUUUUCACCAUACACAGAGGAGCGGGAGGACCCCACAGAGGGGCUCUUGUAUCGUCAGCAGGAGUCGCAUCUUUGUCAGCAGAUGAAACUGGCGUCGGUGUCCCCGGGCCAACAACCUGCUGCCAGCUGGCUCCAGGAGGAAACUGCAACAUGUAGCACCACACAACCCUGCCCAGACAAGCUGCCGUAUGCCAGCAGCGAGCAGUCAAAGCUUCCAGAUCCCAGCCGAAUCCGCUCCAAAAUCCCAGCAAAUAUGCCAAAGCUUUUCAUCCCCUCCCUUGUGACCAAGUUUCCCCCAGAAAUCACGGUGACACCUCCGACUCCCACACUCCUCUCACCGAAAGGCAGCAUUUCAGAGGAAACCAAACAAAGGCUGAAGAACGUUAUCUUGUCCUCCCAGUCGGCCGCCACAGUCAAGAAAGACUGCCUGAGCCAGCCUGCAUUAGAGGUGCAGGAGACGUCCAGCCAGGAGUCGUCUCUGGAGAGCGAGUCGGACGAAGAGGAUGACUACAUGGACGUUUGAGCCUGUGAAGGCCUCGUGUGCACGCUAAAACUGAAACCUUGUCACAACCCAGUCUGUCUCUGCCAAACCCCCGUGUAUGCCAGUUUUUGAAAAAAAAAAAAGAAAAGGAAUGAUCUAUGCCUCUGCUGCUGUUGAUGCUUAUGCCCCCAGAAACAACCUGACAGUGGUGACAGUGAUGGUGCAUGACAGACUGAGACGGCUUUGGUGUCUCAAAUGUACCAUUUAUGCAUAUCACCUUGUGGAACUCUCCUGCUCUUUACUGGACGUGGAUUUUUUUUUAAAAGAGCCUUAAAGCCUACAAGAAUAAGUUUGAUGCAUCUUUUGUAUACUAUGUGCUUACUGUAUCUCCAAGCUGCAGCUAAAUCCUGGCUUCGGCGGCUCACCAACCAGAGGUUCCAGUUUAAGUGAGCGCUCAGCAGCAUGCUCCUGCUGUCCUUUUCUUUGGUUGUUUACUGUGGCAUGACGUUGAAUUGCUACACGUUAUAUUUGUCUUUGAAGUGAAAGGCGGCGGGCGACUACACUCGAGGUUCAUGGGUGAGAUAACCAGCCACAAAGCCUCACAACAUGUAGCAGAUUGAGAAAUGUUUACACUAAACAUUUUGGAUGUUUUUUCUUUUCUGUUUAAACUGAACUUUGUGCUAUUUUUGUACUGACUUGUAUUGUAUUUUUGUAUAUAUUUAUAUAUACAUAUAUAUAUAUAUUUUUUCUUUAGUGUGCAUUUGUAGCUGAGAAGACUGGUUCUUACCAGAGAGGCAUCUCGUCACCAGCACUAAUAUUCAGAGGGGCUUUCACUUUCGAGAAGCUUUUGUCCAUAUUGUGUUCCAAAAAUCGUUUUGGCUUUAAAGAGUUUUCACACGAGGAUCAUUUCAGUUCCAGUAAAAGUCAGACACGGACCGGCCCGGCUCACAGGUGCCAGACGAAUCCUUCCUGAUCUCAAGAAUGUUUGAAGGCUCCAGAAGGACUGACGAUGCCUUUCCAUGGAAGCCGUUUGUCCCAGUUCCUGUUAAACUCAGUGGAAGACAACAGAAUGUUUUUAAAAGAUUUUCUAUGAAAAGAAAGAAUUAUUCUUUUUCUUGGAAGCCGUUUCCUUUUUUUUGUCCUUCAUGUUUCAGGGAGGUCCAUUAGCACCCUGGGCUGUGGAACAGUGGGCGUCAGGAAGGGCUUCGGCGUAAAACCUCUACCAAAUCCUCCUGUAAAGCACUUUACUCUCAUUUUCCUCCACUCAUCCCCAUCCUUUUCAUUCUCCUUAACUUCCACUCCAAAAUAUAUCUUUGUGCUUCCUCUACACCCUACAGUCUCUAACCUCUGAACACAUUUGAAUCAUCUCAAUGAUCUCAAUAUUUGACAUUCAUAUUUUCAGUUCUCACAUGUCCAACUCUUCUUUCUGUCUCUUCUUCACUUUAAAUCUCAUCACUCUGUUCAAGUCUGGUCUGUUUCAUUCUUUUUUACCGCUAUAGUCAGCUUUCAAACCAAAGUCCGGUGCUGUGUGCUUUGUUCCCUUUCUCUCCCUGAUCAAUGAACAGAAGUUCACCUGUGCUCCUUCUUUUACAGGAACUCAAUUUUUCUGGCUCUCUUUAGGUAAAAACGGCUUACUCUCCAUUUUUAUCCUUUGUAAAAAAUCGCCCACCCACUGCCCUGUACUACUGAACACCGAGCCUAUCCAUCACGUCUCUACUGCUCCUGAAGUCUGUUUCACUCUCAUUCACAUCAGGCUCCAGAGUUUUUUAUGUCAGUUUGAUCUGAAACCAUUUUUAUGCCGGAUGUCCUUCCAGACACAACCCACUGCUUUUAAUCAGACUGUAGGCCAACACAGAAAAAAAAUGGAUCCAAGUUUGUUUUUAAUCCUAUAUGGUACUGAUGAUCACUUUGGGUGAAUAAUGCAAAAAAAAUCAUCCAUAUAUGAUCCAAAUUGAAACUAGGUGAAGACCUAUUAGAAUGUUACUUUAACAUGAUAGCAAAAUUUUUUAAUCAUUAAAAAGGCAACCGGGAACAUUUUCAUUCCGGGUGAUGGGUUUCAUAUCAAGAAGUGAAUUUUCAUAGAAAUUCUUUGGAUUUCUAAACUUCAGGUACUUGGAUUGAUAAAUGUAAUUGUUUCAGUUUUCCACAGGGGGGCAGUAUCACACUUGUCAUUUGUGGUGCUGAUUCCAAGAAACAGUGAAAGAAGGAAGGAUUAAAAGUUCAGUGUAAAACCUCAACUGGCAAAAAAUCAUUUCAGAGAAUUCUUGGAGUUCAUGGAAGGAUGUAGGUGUGUUGAUUCGGUCAUGUUUCUGAUUAAGAAAGCGUUGAAGCUGAAUGUUUGACAGGAUUUUGCUUCUCUUAAAUGGGACAUUAAACCAUUCCUUUGCUGUC